AUGUUGGACCACGACAUCGACAAUGCGGGACAGUGGAGCACCGCGUUCAUCAACGACAUGCCUGAUAUCUGCACCUACGCCGACCCCAAACAUAGGACCGACCCCGGCAGCAGCGCCGCAAUGAUGCCCGUUGUGGCGCCUGAGCAGGAAGCGCAAGGCCCAUACGAGGUGCUCACGACGCGGCUCCACGGCAAGUCGCCGAUGACGCCAGACGGCGACACCCAGUGCAAGAGCGACUGGUGCAAGGACGCCUCCAUCGUCGGUGUUCCUGCCGACCCCUACGAACGGGGCGCGCGGGCGGCCGACGAAGGGGUGCAGGACAAGCGCCCGACCGACAAGCGCCCGGCCCGCGGGAAGAAGGGCCUCAGGCUGGAGCUCGCCCUCGACCGCUUCGCGCUGGACAAGGCGGCCAACGCGCCCAGCCUGCGCAGCCUGUCCUCGGCCAUGAAGCUGGACAUCGACUUCGUCGUGGAUGAACGCGUCACUCUGCAAGAUCUGGAUAACGAUCCUCCGGAGCUGCACCUGGUGGCGUCCAACGUCAACAUGAGCGAGUGGGAGACCCUAAAUUGGUUGACGUGGGUGUCGGAGAAGGUUUGGCCGAAUUUCAAGAACGGUUUCGAGAAGAUGAUCCGCAGCAGCAUCGAGGGCGCCAGGCAAGGCCUCCCGGGGCCCCUGAAGGGCCUCCGGCUGGUCCAGUGCUCGUUUGGCGACGCCUACCCGCGGUUCGGCCCGAUCUGCGCGAGCUCGGCGAAGGACGAGGAGGUGCAGCUGGACAUCGGCCUGUCCUACUCCACCGAGACCAGCAUCGUGCUCGAGGUGGGGUACCUGGCCUUCGGCAUCAACCACCUGAAAAUAGGAGGUAUGCUGAGCAUGAAGUUCACCCCCCUCCUAGAGGAGGUGCCUGUCUUCAGCGCGAUGCAGCUGUUCUUCCUCAACUCUCCCGAGAUCGACAUCCGUUUCACCAACGUCUUAGAGGUCGCGAACACGUCCUUCCUUAUGGACAAGAUUCGCAGCGUUAUCCACCAGGCCCUCACCGGCAUGCUGGUGGUGCCGAACGUCCUGAACAUCAACUGGGCGGACCCCAGCAACGACCGGACUCCGUGA
Molecule: messenger RNA, 1104 nt
Organism: Prorocentrum cordatum
Lineage: Eukaryota; Dinophyceae; Prorocentrales; Prorocentraceae
Source: the annotation of a GenBank genome assembly